This is a messenger RNA of Moesziomyces antarcticus, 348 nucleotides long. RefSeq lists its product as uncharacterized. The record is from RefSeq and is a predicted model, not a curated record. Lineage: Eukaryota; Fungi; Basidiomycota; Ustilaginomycetes; Ustilaginales; Ustilaginaceae. The coding region runs from base 1 to 348 and encodes 115 amino acids. The transcript has 2 exons.
AUGUCUUCAGCUUUUGUAUCGAUGGUUCGCGCGGCACGUAUGCACACGAGUGCAGUUGUGCGGUUGCGCACAUCCCAGACCGCCUAUUCGGCCGUCAAGCCCGGCUCGGAAAGCGAAGCCACCACUCCAGGCUCUGCCUCUACCGAGGAGAUCGCACACAGCAGCAGCGCAUACGACUCUACCACCUCGCGUCCCGAUACGGCUGCCGACCAAAUUCAGUCCGAAACAGGCGCCGACAUGGACUCGUCCAGCGCCAAGCCCCAAGCCUCGCGUCUAGCCACCCAGAACCCCGAUAGCAAGACCAUCUCAAAGCGCAAGCCGCGCACUGGCAAACCCGAGAAAGAGUAG